Caenorhabditis briggsae is the source of this 336-nucleotide messenger RNA. Bases 1 to 336 code for a protein of 111 amino acids. The transcript has 2 exons. The record is from RefSeq and is a predicted model, not a curated record. Lineage: Eukaryota; Metazoa; Nematoda; Chromadorea; Rhabditida; Rhabditidae.
AUGGAGAUGAGGAAGAAAAUCCCAGAGGGGUCGGAUUACGGAAUCUCGGAUUCUCAAAACAUCAGAAGAUCAAAAUCUCAGAAUCUCAGAAUCUCAGAGUCUCAGAAUCUCAGAAUUUCAGAAUCUCAGAAUCUCAGAAUCUCAGAAUCUCAGAAACUCAGAAUCUCAGAAUCUCAGAAUCUCAGAAUCUCAGAAUCUCAGAAUCUCAGAAUCUCAGAAUCUCAAAAUCUCAGAAUCUCAGAAUCUCAGAAUCUCAGAAUCUCAGAAUCUCAGAAUCUCAGAAUCUCAGAAUCUCAGAAUCUAAGAAUCUCAAAAUCUAAGAAUCUCAAAAUCUAA